This is a messenger RNA of Uloborus diversus, 2590 nucleotides long. RefSeq names its product activating signal cointegrator 1 complex subunit 2-like. The record is from RefSeq and is a predicted model, not a curated record. The transcript is spliced from 19 exons. Bases 70 to 2343 code for a protein of 757 amino acids. Gene Ontology annotation, molecular function: ubiquitin binding. NCBI's taxonomy places the organism in Eukaryota, Metazoa, Arthropoda, Arachnida, Araneae, Uloboridae. Gene Ontology annotation, biological process: regulation of DNA-templated transcription.
GCUGUACGUUGAACCGUCUGAAUCAUGGUUUUGUAGUUUCUGAAUGAAUGUGAAAUCUGAAGUAAAGGCAUGGCAAGUGCGGUUUUUAAUAACUCAGAAACCUCAAAAAAUAAUGAGUCUCCUAGUCAGCCGCUUGAAACUCGAACUAUCACCAUCUUCGGCAAAAAUGGAUUACAGAAAACUGUUCCUGCUUUGCAUAUUGGCUUCAUGGAAACUCGAACAUAUGUGAGCUUUCGAUUGCCGCCCAACUCGCCUGAGGAGGAAGAAAGUCAUUUAACAGCAGAAGAAGAGGAAUGGCUGGAGGCUAUGACAUUUUUUGCUGAAGACCUACGUUGGAUUCUCAAAUUGCCGUAUCACAGGUUUUGGUCUCAAGUGACGUAUGAUGAAAAUUUGCAUCGUUUCUUAGAGUCUUACCUUUUUCAAGCUCAAAGAGAUUAUGAUACUAACAGCUUGUGUUCCAAAAGUGAACUUUUAUCUUUGUUGAAAAAGAUACACAAGUUAGUUUUCUUAAAUUUUCUUCGAAUGUCAACUUAUAAAGAAUCUAAAGACCACCACAUUACCCCUCAAACAUUUGCUGAGCUUAUUUAUGACAACUUCAUAUUUGAUGUGCCAAAAAUUCUUGAUUUGUGUGCAGUUUAUGGAUUUCGUAAUCAAGCUAUACUAAGCAAAAUGAUCAAAAAUAUUUUUUCAACUCAGCCUAAGUACUUGAAUGAUCUCCAGGAAACAACUCAGUGCAUUUUGGAGGCUUUCAGUAGAGCUGAAGAAAGGUUAUUUUUGAACAUAAAUGAAAAGUAUAAUGGUUGUCUUAAACUAGAAGAAAGAGCUUCAUCUAGGAUUGGAGCAUUAUCAAUUGAAACUCUCAUGGAUGUUAUAAGCUACAUUGCUGAUACUGGUGGUACGUUGUACAUCUUUGCAGAAAUAUAUCCUCAAGCAAACAGGAUGCUUUAUGUUAAUGGUGCUGUUAAUAGGAUAGCAACAUUUUACGAACAAGUAUUUCCUGCAGUUGAAAAGCAAGUUAAACUACUGAGCAAAAGAAAUGAAAAUCACAGGCUUUUUGAAGACCUAAAAAAGAAAAUUGUGCUAUCAAAAUCAUUUCUCUUGAAGUUAUUCAGAUGUAUACUUAAUUUUUGUGGUAUUGAAUCGGUUCUCAAUUCAAGGUUUAAUGAUAAUGGAGAAAAUUCAUCUGGAGUUGCGCAAACUGAAGACUUUUUAGGAAUUUUUAUGGAAAUCACAUCCGAAAAAAACUUCUUGCAUGAUUAUAACGCAUUGUACCCAUUUGAAACUGAUUUAGAGCUUUUCAACGAAAUGGGAAUCAACUUAGACUCCGAAAGGUUGAAUUAUAUAUUUUCAAGUAUACAUGAUUCUCCAACUGUGUUUUCAACAAAUUUUACAUCAACUGCUGAAAAUGGUGCUCGCCCCAAGGAAAAAAAUGCUCAAAAUAAGGAUGACAGGCAAAAUGCAGUGAAAAAUUUGCAUGGCAUAGCCGCUUUGUUGAAACCGAAUGCUCCUCAGGAAGUAAAUGGCAGUUUAGAUGAACUGCAAGAACCUUGUGAAGCAUUUGCUACUGGUGAAGUUGAUACAAUACGCGAUUUAUUUCCACAUUUAGGGGAUGGUUUCAUUAUCGAAUGCCUGGAUUAUUAUUCUUAUGAAGUUCCUAAGGUGAUAAAUGCUCUUUUGAGUGAUAUUCUUCCAGAAUCGCUGAACAGUUUGGAUAGAGAUUUGGAAAGAAGGGAAUCAGCCUCUGUUAAUGCAGAAAUUUAUGAAAUUCCAAAUUCCAUUUUAUCUGAACGACGGAGUAUAUUUGACUGUGAUGAAUUCGAUGUUUUCUCUAGAAAUGAAGUGGACAUGAAAAAAAUUCAUAAGGGUAAAAAAAAUAAAACUCCUAACCAGUAUCAAGGUCCUGACCAAGUUGAUGAUUUUCUGAAGCAACUUAUAGUGAACUAUGGCUCUGAAGAGACUGAAGAUUGGAUUGAAGUGAACAAUUAUGAAGACGAGUAUGACGACACUUACGAUUCUGCUAUGGUUGGACUAAAAGAAACUUUCAUUGAAGAUGAACCUGAAGAUCGGAAUGAAAAUCCUUCUGAAGAAAAAGAAGAGCCUGAAACGGGAAAGCCUCCACCUCUUGAUUUUUGCAUGAAUCCAGCAAUAUUGAGAGAGAAAGCAGAAGAAAGAAGACAAGCUAAAAAUGCUGCAAGAAAUCGAAGUGGCAAUAAAAAUGUUUCACAUCCAGAAAACUCAGAACAUGGAAGGCAGCAGAAAGGCCGACAUAAAGCGCAAGUGGGCAACCAUAAUCGAAGAAAACAAUCCGACUUCAAAAAGUCCAGGGGAAUGGGUCCAAUUUGAUGCAAGACAUCCAAUUUGCUGAAUCUUUGUGUUCAUUAAUUGAAAAUGGCGGACAACUCCAUGCAUUCAGAAUGCAUCAUCUCUUUGAACAGUGUACAAAAUGUACAAUUUGAUAAUUUUAAAAGUUUUAAUUUAUUUCCAAAAAUUAAAAGUUAUGUAUGGCUUAUAGCUAUUUUUGUAUGGUGAACUUUCAGCUAAAUAAAUAUUUGUAACUGUAUAUACUGUUGAAAGUAAUAAAAAGAUAAUA